Molecule: messenger RNA, 655 nt
Organism: Sebastes umbrosus (honeycomb rockfish)
Lineage: Eukaryota; Metazoa; Chordata; Actinopteri; Perciformes; Sebastidae
Gene: ndufs5
Product: NADH:ubiquinone oxidoreductase subunit S5
Exons: 3
Coding region: 236-556 (106 amino acids)
Biological process (GO): mitochondrial respiratory chain complex I assembly
Source: RefSeq, a predicted model, not a curated record
CUAUGUCGGUGUUUCAACAACGCGUUACUCACAGUGAGCCGGUAGAGAGUUGAUCUAGUGUCUGUAAAGAGCAGCAGACUGUGAAUAGUGUAGAAGGAGAGCGGCCUGUAGUUACUGAGGUUAGCAGGAACAAGCUAGCAUUGAAGGAGACUCUCUGAUCUGACAGGACGUUAGCAUAGUUAACAUCCAGGAUAACACAGAUCUGACCUGAUCUAUACUUACAGGAAAGUCAAUCAUGCCGUUUGUGGACCUUCAGUCGCGGCUGGGCGUCAACAUGGACGGCUGGCUGCUGCUGCAGAGCGGACAGCAGCCCCACAAGAGGGCGUCGCGCUGCCACGCCUUUGAGAAGGAGUGGAUUGAAUGUUCCCACGGCAUCGGGCAGACCCGCGCCAAGAAGGAGUGCCAGCUGGAGUUUGAGGACUUCUACGAGUGCAUGCACAGGCAGAAGACACACCAGAGGCUGCAUGCGAUCCGUCAACAGCGUGACAAGAUGGUGAAGGAAGGGACCUACACACCGCCACCCUGCCACUCCGGCAAGGAAGACCAGUCACCAUGAGGGAACGCGCAACUGUCCGCAGUUCUGUUCUUGUUUAUAGUAAAUCAGAUAUCGCUAUUUCCUGUUCCUCUGUACAAAUAAAUGUUAUCAUGGAAUAUC